Cucurbitaria berberidis CBS 394.84 is the source of this 1461-nucleotide messenger RNA. RefSeq names its product MATE efflux family protein. NCBI's taxonomy places the organism in Eukaryota, Fungi, Ascomycota, Dothideomycetes, Pleosporales, Cucurbitariaceae. The record is from RefSeq and is a predicted model, not a curated record. Gene Ontology annotation, cellular component: membrane. The annotation marks the transcript as partial. The transcript is spliced from 2 exons. Gene Ontology annotation, biological process: xenobiotic detoxification by transmembrane export across the plasma membrane. Gene Ontology annotation, molecular function: antiporter activity; xenobiotic transmembrane transporter activity.
UUCAGCAUCGACACUGAGACUACGACUCUCCUUGGGAACUCUAUAAAAGCCUACGGUUCCAACUCGAACAGAGCUGCCGACGAGGAUGCUUUGAUACUGAAGGAAGAAAUUUCUGACGAUGUAUGGAGAAAGGAGUCUGCUGUUAUUGCCAAGUCAACGGCACCCCUCGUGGUGACCUUCUUGCUUCAGUAUUCUUUGACCGUAGCUAGUGUCUUUACACUUGGCCACUUGGGGAAGACAGAGCUGGGUGGAAUCAGUUUGGCAUCAAUGACCGCCAACAUUACAGGUUACGUGGUCUAUCAAGGUUUAGCUACCUGCCUCGACACGCUUUGUUCUCAAGCUUACGGGUCCGGGGAGAAGAGAUUAGUAGGCCUGUAUCUCCAACGAAUGGUCGCCAUUUUUACAGUACUUACUCUUCCCAUCGCAAUGAUCUGGUUCUUCUCUGGGAGCCUGUUGAUGAUGGUUGUUCCAGACAAAGAGGUGGCAAUGCUUGCAGGCCGGUAUCUGAGGAUUCUGAUAUUUGGAGCACCAGGAUACGCUUUCUUCGAGUGCGGGAAACACUACCUGAAUGCUCAAGGGCUAUUUUUGGGGCCUACUUACGUCCUAUUGUUAUGCGCACCGCUGAAUGCUUUCAUGAAUUGGUUUUUUGUUUGGAAACUAGGCUGGGGAUUUGUCGGAGCGCCAAUCGCUGUUGCGAUCACAGACAACCUACUUUCUUUGUUACUAUUCCUUUACGUAUACGUCUUCGCUGGCAUGGAAUGCUGGGAUGGACUCACCACAGAAGCCUUUGCCAACUGGGCCCCUAUGAUUCACUUUGCCCUUCCAGGCCUGGUGAUGGUUGAGGCUGAAUACCUCGCCUUCGAGAUCAUGACUUUUUCUUCCUCGUAUUUGAGCACCACCUUGCUAGCUGCUCAGUCCAUUCUCGUCACAAUCAGCAGCAUUGCUUUUCAGCUUCCAUUCCCCCUCUCUAUUUCUGCAAGUACACGAAUUGGCAACUUGAUUGGCGCCAAUCGUAUACACGCUGCCCAAGUUGCUGCCCAAGUUAGCCAAUUUGCAGCAGUUUUGGUUGGCUUGAUAAACGUAGUGGUGCUGCUAUCUUUCCGUUUCCAGAUUCCUCGGCUCUUCACUUCAGACCAGGAAGUAGCUGGGCUCGUUGCAGAAGUACUGCCACUGUGCGCGGCGUUCCAGCUCUUUGACGCUCUUACCGCCAGCUGCAACGGAGUUUUACGUGGCGUGGGUCGUCAAAAUAUCGGUUGCUAUGUUCAACUGCUUUGCUAUUACGUUGUUGCCGUGCCCUUUAGCCUCUUCACGGCUUUUGUUUUGGGCUGGAAUCUGCUAGGUCUUUGGUCCGGUGUUGCCUUAGCCCUGGCACUGGUUUCUUUAAUUGAAACCAUCUACAUCCAACAUAUCGACUGGCAGGGCUGUGUCGAAGUCGCUAUGAACAGGAACGUGGUAGCUUAA